Messenger RNA from Salvia miltiorrhiza (redroot sage), 1788 nucleotides. Its product is annotated as serine/threonine-protein kinase STY13-like. The transcript has 6 exons. NCBI's taxonomy places the organism in Eukaryota, Viridiplantae, Streptophyta, Magnoliopsida, Lamiales, Lamiaceae. Gene Ontology annotation, molecular function: protein kinase activity; ATP binding. Gene Ontology annotation, biological process: protein phosphorylation. The record is from RefSeq and is a predicted model, not a curated record. Bases 448 to 1506 code for a protein of 352 amino acids.
ACCGAUUUCUGACACGGACAGAAUUCCUUGCGCCGCUCUCUGUUUUCUCUCUCUCUGCAGAUCAAAUAGUGCCCAAAACUCAGCAGAAAAAUACUAGCAACGCGGUGAGAAAAUUUCAAUAAAUUCCGCAACACUUUUUCCUCAACGCCCUCUAAAAUUUUGUCCACUUUCUCAUUUCGGAAAAGAGAAAAAAAAGGCAGUUUCAAGAAGCAUCCAAUCAUCUCGGUGCAUGUAUUUAGUGGAUAUGGGUCCGUGAGAAACGAAGUUGGGCAAUCAAAAUUCGUCACUCCCAUCAAUUUACUUGCCAGAAAUUGUCCGAUUUCGAUAUGGAAUUUGCUUGAAAUGUGUGGUAAAAGGAUAAAGCGUUGAUCUUGGAGCUGUUUCAGCACUUUUAAGCAAGUGGUGAAGUCUUGAAACUGGUGAUAAUCUAGAGAGAGAGAGAGAGAAAUGGGAUCUGGAAACGGGUUUUACCCGGCUGCAGAGUUUGAUUUGGACCCGAAAUGGUUGGUGGAUCCGAAGCUUCUCUUUGUAGGGCCUAAGAUUGGAGAAGGAGCUCAUGCCAAAGUCUACGAGGGAAAAUACAAAAAUCAGAAUGUCGCUAUCAAAAUUGUUGAGAGAGGGGAUACAGCUGAAGAGAUUGCAAAGAAGGAGGCAAGAUUUGCAAGAGAAGUUGCAAUGCUUUCCAGAGUCCAACAUAAGAAUUUAGUUAAGUUCAUUGGAGCUUGCAAGGAACCUGUGAUGGUUAUAGUUACCGAGCUUCUACUUGGUGGGACGUUGCGAAAGCACUUGAUCAACCUGCGCCCUAGGUGUCUGGAUAUACGAGUGGCUAUUGGAUUUGCGCUUGAUAUAGCUCGUGCAAUGGAAUGUUUGCACUCCCAUGGAAUUAUCCAUCGUGACCUGAAACCUGAAAAUUUGCUCUUGACAGAAGACCAGAGAACAGUCAAACUUGCUGAUUUUGGUCUUGCCAGAGAAGAGUCGUUGACUGAGAUGAUGACUGCGGAGACUGGAACCUAUCGCUGGAUGGCCCCAGAGCUGUAUAGUACUGUGACACUAAGACAUGGAGAAAAAAAGCAUUAUAAUCACAAAGUGGAUGCUUAUAGUUUCGCCAUUGUGCUAUGGGAGCUCAUCCACAACAAGUUACCCUUCGAAGGCAUGUCGAAUCUGCAGGCAGCCUAUGCCGCGGCUUUCAAAAAUGUACGGCCAAGCGCUGAUGAGCUCCCGGAGGAACUGGCUCGAAUAGUGACCUUAUGUUGGAAGGAAGACGCCAACACUCGCCCCAACUUCACUCAGAUAAUACAGAUGCUCCUGCAAUAUCUCUCGGCGAUCUCUCCACCCGAGCCGGCCAUACCACACCGUGUCUUCAGGACCACAUCCGAGACGAAUGCUGUCUUCCCACCGGAGUCCCCGGGGACGAGCUCGUUGAUGGCGAUGAGGGGCGAUGCGGCUGGCACGCCAACGGCGGCUAUGGAAGAUGAGCCUCGAGGGCUUUUCUCCUGCUGUAGCUAGUGGUGCUGAUUGGUGAAGGAGGUAAAUGCUGCAUAAAAUUCUUGAGUAGAUAUAUAUGGUGUAGCUGCUGUAGGAGGUUGAUCAUCUGCAUAUUCGAUUUUGGUGUGAUGGAAACGACAAGGGUAGUAGAUUAUGGGAGUUUAAGGGGUUGCUGUGAUGGCGUUGUAGUGGAAUUAUGAGGUCCAUCCAAAGGCCUUUUACUCCAUUGAUUUGUAGUUUUAGAUCAUAUUAUGCUACACUUCCUAACAAUGCAGCUCUCAAAUAUACAUAAAGUAUUUCAUA